AUGUUCAUGAACAUUUUUGCAAUUCAAAGUUUUACACACCGGAAGGGGAGGAGAAUAUUUGAGAAAAAUGCCAAAUCGAGAAUGAUUUCGCGAUCGUAUGAUCCGUUUUAUGUUCGGCUGAUCGAUCAUUCAGCUCUAGAACGGAUGGUAGAAUGCAGAGUGUCGGAGUCAGAGAUUUUCGCGGAGUCGAAUUUUUUUGAAGGGCCGGGGUCGGGUUUUUUAUCCGACUCCUACUCCGGAAAAUCACAUAAAGAUGGAGUUACACAUAAACGUCACAACAAUUUAACAAAGAAUGAUUUCACAUUUAAAAUAUGGGCCCUAGCGGUGUUGUGUGAAAAUUGCGUGAAAAUUGUUAAAGCUUGGCAGACGCGAUCCUUCUCAUUUGCAAAACAUUGCAAAAAGGUCCUGUGCACAUCCAUCUCAAUAACUGAAGCCUUUUCAGCCGGGAAGUUUUCAGUUUGGUUGGACAGGUUGGACAAUUUUCAAAUUAUGAAUCGCUACAAUUACAUUAAACUUAAUGAGAGUUGUAAAAAGUUAGAUUUAAAUUCAUUAAAAAAACAGGCAAUAAAGAACAAGAGCAAAAGAUGCCGAGAAACAAGAAAGUGCAGAACAAAAAUGUACCUCUUGGAGGAGUAUGGGCGCAACAAGCGAGCACCCAUCAUUCCCAACACAGAUACUAUUCCACCAACUAUCUGCACGACUGCAAAGGAUUUCGUCAUCAAGAGCCUCGCAUCUCAGAGUAAUUAA
Helobdella robusta is the source of this 747-nucleotide messenger RNA. RefSeq lists its product as hypothetical. The coding region runs from base 1 to 747 and encodes 248 amino acids. The record is from RefSeq and is a predicted model, not a curated record. Lineage: Eukaryota; Metazoa; Annelida; Clitellata; Rhynchobdellida; Glossiphoniidae. The transcript is spliced from 7 exons.